This is a messenger RNA of Haemonchus placei, 822 nucleotides long. The record is from the annotation of a GenBank genome assembly. Lineage: Eukaryota; Metazoa; Nematoda; Chromadorea; Rhabditida; Trichostrongylidae.
AUGAAUACUAAUUUCCAUAAUGAACGAAAUAUUCCUGGAUAUGAUCCUGAGUAUCCAAUUGAAGAAAUUAUCAAGGACGCUCCGCGAAUAAUGAAACAGCAAGCGAAGUUGUUGAAAGAAGAAUUAUCUUCAAUCGAACUCACCAUGGAAAAGAAAGAAAUGUUUGAAGAUCUUGGUGGUUUGCGCCAUGAUGAAGCUCGAAUCGAAUGGAAGUUUGAUACACCAGAGGCAAUGUCCAAAUGGUUCACUGGGUGCGAUUCGGAUUGGAAAGAAGGUUUCUCAACAGUACAACUUGUUCCUACUGACAACAACACGGCACUUUUCAAGGGCAGUCUUUCCACAAAAAUCAUAAAAGACGGGCGUAUAGAACGAGCUGGAUGGGCAACCAUGAAGUUGGAAGAUAAGAAGUUUUUGAAUCGAAAAAAAUUUCUUAGGAGUUGGAGGAAUUACACCCACCUUCUUAUCAAAUGCCGUGGUGACGGACGAAGUUACAAGGUGAUGCUCCAUGCUCCGAAAACGAUGGAUUUGACUUGGGGAGACUCGUUUUCCUAUCCACUGCAUACUCGAGGUGGUCCAUAUUGGCAGUACGAAAAGAUACCUUUCUCGAAGUUUUUUCACACCGUAUCUGGACGAAUUCAGGACAAACAAUAUAGAGUAUGUCUCGAAGACGUAAGCUCCCUUGGAAUUGUACUGAUGGAUCGUAUAGAUGGUGAUUUCCGACUAGAGCUGGAUUAUAUUGGCGUUUACAACGACCACACGCAUUUAGAAGAUUUUGCUUAUGAAACGUAUGUGUUACCGUUAUGGAACACGGACGGGAUGUAG